Nicotiana attenuata is the source of this 334-nucleotide messenger RNA. RefSeq lists its product as uncharacterized. NCBI's taxonomy places the organism in Eukaryota, Viridiplantae, Streptophyta, Magnoliopsida, Solanales, Solanaceae. The transcript is spliced from 2 exons. The coding region runs from base 2 to 307 and encodes 101 amino acids. The record is from RefSeq and is a predicted model, not a curated record.
CAUGCAAAAGAUGGAAGAGAGGAUGAUAAGAUUGGAGGAAAAAAUUGUGGAACAGAAGGAACAAUAUGAGGAACAAAAGACAAUGAUGAGACAAGAAAUUGUAGAAGAUAUCAUAGCAAAACUUCAACGUUCUGGAUUACCAAUUGAUGCUAAUACUUUAGCAACAUUGUAUUCUCGUCCAUUGGGUCAAGCUUCCUUAACACAAGCAGCAGCUAUUCACCUAAUUCAUCGACCAUCUCUUGGUAGCAACAAUCAAGGUGAAGAAAAUGAACAAAUGGGAGAUGAAAUCAGUGAAGACCUUACUUAAAGAGUAUUGGUUGAUCUACACCUUCAG